AUGUCAAAGAGUGUAUUUGUUGGAAAUAUUCCAUACGAAGCAAAUGAAAAAGAUUUAAUUGAAAUAUUUUCAGGUGUUGGUAAAGUUGUUUCAUUUAGAUUAUUAGAAGAUAAAGAUUCAAAAAAAUCUAAAGGUUAUGGUUUUUGUGAAUAUGAAAAUGUUGAUAAUGCAUUAUCAGCAAUUAGAAAUUAUAUGUUGUUUACUUUUGGUAAUAGAGUACUUAGGGUAUCAUAUGCAGAUAAUGAAAAAGCAAGUGAAAUGCAAAUGUUAAUGCAACAACAAAUGGGAAAUACAGGUGGUCAAAUGAUACCAAAUGAUCCAAGAAUUCAACAUGGUGCUCAAAAUCAACAACAAAACCAGCAACAACAACAGAAUCAACAACAACAAAAUCAGCAACAAUGGAGAGGAAAUGAUAUACAGCAACAACAACAACAACAACAACAACAACAUAUUAAUCAACAACAAAAUCAACAACAACAAAAUCAACAACAAAAUCAACAACAACAACAACAACAAUUAUCACCACAACAAACAAAGAAUGCAAUACAAAAUAUUAUAGAAAGUACAAAUCCAGCUCAAUUAUUUGAAAUGUUGAGUAAUAUGAAAAGUUUUGUUCAACAUCAACCAGAUCAAGCAAUAUCUAUACUGAUUAAUUAUCCUCAAAUGGGUUUAGCAUUACUUCAUGCUCAAGUAGUUUUAGGUAUGAUUUCUCAAAAUGCUGCCACUCAAAUUUUAUUAAGUAAUCCAAAGAAUCAACAACCACAACAACAACAACAACAACAACAACCACAACCACAACAACAACCACAACCACAAAACUUUAAUCAAUCACCAACAAUGUAUAAUAAUCAAAAUAAUAAUCAAAUGAUGGGAAUGCAACAAGGUAAUAUGGGAGGUCCGCAAGGUAAUCAAAUGAUGGGUAUGGGUGGUAAUAAUAUGGGUAUGGGUGUUGGUGCUGUCAAUAAUGGCCCACAAACUAAUCAAAUGAUGGGUGGUAAUAAUAUGGGUAUGGGUGGUCCACAAGGUGGUAAUAUGGGUAAUAAUAUGAAUAAUAUGGGUAAUAAUAUGGGUGGUAAUAAUAUGGGUAAUAAUAUGAAUAAUAUGGGUAAUAUGGGUAAUAUGGGUAAUAUGGGUAAUAUGGGUAAUAUGGGCAACAUGGGUAAUAUGGGUAAUAUGGGUAAUAUGAAUAUGGGUAGUAUGGGUAAUAAUAAUAUGAAUAAUAUGAACCAACAACAACGACAACAACAACAACAACAACAACAAGGUGGAAAUAAUAUGAAUAUGGGUAAUAUGGGUAAUAAUAUGAAUAAUAUGAAUAUGAAUAAUAAUAUGAAUAAUAAUAUGAAUAAUAAUAUGAAUAAUAUGAAUAAUAUGAAUAAUAUGAUGAAUAAUAUGAAUAAUAUGGGUAAUAUGGGUAAUAUGAUGAAUCAACAACAACAAGGUGGUAGUAUCCCACCUCCACCUGGUUUAUCACCUGUUGCAAUGGCAAGUUGGAAUCAAUUAGGUGAUAAAUAUAAACAAUUCGCAAGUUAUGUUUUAAGUCUCACCCAACAACAAAUUGAUCAAGUUCCUGAGAGUCAAAGACCUCAAAUCAUUAAAAUCAGACAACAAUUUGGUAGAAAUUAA
Molecule: messenger RNA, 1626 nt
Organism: Dictyostelium discoideum AX4
Lineage: Eukaryota; Evosea; Eumycetozoa; Dictyosteliales; Dictyosteliaceae
Gene: cstf2
Product: RNA-binding region RNP-1 domain-containing protein
Exons: 3
Coding region: 1-1626 (541 amino acids)
Molecular function (GO): nucleic acid binding; RNA binding
Source: RefSeq, a predicted model, not a curated record